CAAUCAAUUCAUCAUGUCUGUAAAGAAGGCAACGCCGCCGACUCCCUUCCAGCUCCUUGAGAUCAAUGUAAUAUCGGCACAAGAUCUCGCCCCUGGGACCCGUAACAUGCGUACCUACGCCGUCGCAUGGGUUCACCCAGGUCGCAAGCUCUCCACCCGUGUUGAUAGCCAUGGCCACGCAAACCCAACCUGGAACGACAAGUUUGUCUUCCGCGUCGACGAACAGUUUCUCAAUUCCGAUACCUCCGCCGUCAUGAUUGAGAUCUAUGCCCUUCGCUGCUUCCGCGACGUACGCGUUGGCACCGUUCGAGUCCUCGUCGGUAACCUGGUCCCACCUUCUGUUCGAUCUGGUGGGACCACCCACCAUAUCGGAAUGCGAUUCGUGGCCCUUCAGGUCCGACGCCCAUCGGGCCGUCCACAAGGAAUCCUCAAUAUCGGAGUUGCCGUACUUGAUAGCUCCAUGCGUAGUAUGCCACUCUACACCCAUGUCUCCGCCUCCGCCGUCGGAUACCGAGAUCUCAUGGGUGAAGAAGCCCAUACCCCUCACCACAGCAACCAUCCACCACCCAAGAUCCAGCUCCGCCGCACUAGGAGCGAACGCUCCGAGGCCUGCAACGACACCGUGUCGCAGAAAACUGGCUCCAUCGUUAACGGUUCGGAUAUAGGAAUCGGCCGACGUAGUAGCGUUGGAGGAGGAAUACCACCGCUAAAAUUUAUCACGGCGGCCACCCCCAAUGGUUCCACGUACGCAGAUUCGGAGAUCGGACCAGCGCCGUCAGUAGUGGCGGCGGGACUGGCGGUGGAGGACUUCUUUCAGGCGAACGAGAUAGGGAGUUCAAUACUGGAGGGUUGGAGCGUGGAAGAAGGAAGCAUUGAGGGGCUUAGAUCGAAACUGGAUAGGUGGCGAACGGAACUUCCACCAAUUUACGAUCGUGGGUACGGGACUUACCGGACACCUCGCCGGCAUACUCGCAGACACACCGACGGCGAAAUUGGGGGAGGAUUGUUCUCGUGCUUUGGUAGCUCAUAUGGGUGUGAAUGUACCUUCUUCUGUGGGCCCGGAUCAAGGAAGAAGAAGCUUGGAAAUCGGGAGAAGUAUCCACAAAGCCCUUCUGAAUCUCUGGUGCUAUCUAAACCCAGUCGUCUCUUAUAA
Molecule: messenger RNA, 1153 nt
Organism: Telopea speciosissima
Lineage: Eukaryota; Viridiplantae; Streptophyta; Magnoliopsida; Proteales; Proteaceae
Exons: 1
Coding region: 14-1153 (379 amino acids)
Biological process (GO): defense response
Source: RefSeq, a predicted model, not a curated record